Suillus bovinus is the source of this 1374-nucleotide messenger RNA. RefSeq lists its product as uncharacterized. NCBI's taxonomy places the organism in Eukaryota, Fungi, Basidiomycota, Agaricomycetes, Boletales, Suillaceae. The transcript is spliced from 2 exons. Bases 281 to 1027 code for a protein of 248 amino acids. The record is from RefSeq and is a predicted model, not a curated record.
CGUUGUUGUUCCCUGCGUUAUUUUCGGUGGCCUGUCGGCUCACUAUUGGAGCCAAUUUAUAUAACGGGCCACCAUUUCUCCGCGGUCUCAUUAACUAGAUUGGUCAAGAUCGAUUUCCUUGAUAUUAUCGCCUUGCCCUCAGAAUCUCACCAGUUGGUCUUUGUGUUACAGACAACCAUCUCCAUCUGCCAACGCCACAUUCCACCUGGAACUUCAUAUCGUAUCAUCCAUCCAUCUGUACAUAUAUCAACAGCAUUUUUUCAUCUGUCCACCAGCACUCAUGACUGAAUACGAUUAUUCACCCGCAGCAUGGGAGCAUUACCGUGCUCAACAAGCACGGGUUUCAAACUGGGUAUCCCAGACAACUGCUCAAGCUCAUUCCUACUCCAAUCCCUUCGUCAUGUCGCCCACAUUGCGCGACCGCUCGUUCUAUGACGAGCCAAGUGGAAGACGGCAGCGCCCUGCGCCCAGCCGUUCAAAAACUUUCGAUAUGUCCCCCCCGAGGCAUGAAGAUCCAUAUAGGCACACAUCUUCUCGUUCGCGUUCAGCUUCUCACUCGCAGCCUAUCGAUAUGUGGUCAUAUCCCCACUCCAGCCGUACCGACAUACAGACUGCAUCGCAUUCUCGCAGUAGCUCAGCACGCAAGCCACCAUCACGCUCGCAUACUGUACAAGUCAUGUAUCCGCCACCUGCGGCCCCCACACAUCAGUACCAACGCACCCAGCCCUAUCCCUACCCGCAGAAGCAAUCGCAGCCCGUGCGGCAACACACAUCUCCGGCAUAUUAUUAUCCAGAGCAGUCCCACGGACACGGAUCUCACCAACGGACGACGUACCACCAACCUUCACGUCCGGUGCACACGUACCAUGCCCCUAAUGGUCGUUUGGAGUAUCACUAUGGGCCACCAGCUCAGAAGAAACCUCAGCCUCUGUUUAAGCGCUUGCUAGGGUUUAUGUCACCUGGUUCAGGCAAUGGAAGGGGCGGACCGGUGAAUCACCGUAGCUCUGGGAGACGCUCGUCCUAUUGAAGACCGAGCAGAAACCGGAGCCCUGUUGCAUAUCAUGUCCAUCAUCAGAGUCGCUGGACUCCUCAGGAGUCCGAGAUCAACAAGCAUACAUUUUAUAUCUUUAUUAAAUUUGAGCGCUGGCGUUUACUUGACACUCGUUCAUAUAUUUCGCAAACGAUUCACAUUCAUUGUACAUUCUAACCAUCACACUCAUUCUGUACAUUUACGCAUUGUAAUGACUUGAUGCCCCGCACUGUAGACAAUAGCACAAUCACGUUGUUUGGAAGCUGCAAGGGCGAUGCCCACCCUCGGUGGUAAUAAAACAUCAAUCGCGGAGCUCAGCGAACGCGUGUGUUAAACUUCGACUC